This is a messenger RNA of Myxocyprinus asiaticus (Chinese sucker), 3423 nucleotides long. It is a transcript of the gene epsti1, whose product is annotated as epithelial stromal interaction 1. NCBI's taxonomy places the organism in Eukaryota, Metazoa, Chordata, Actinopteri, Cypriniformes, Catostomidae. The transcript has 11 exons. The coding region runs from base 81 to 1166 and encodes 361 amino acids. The record is from RefSeq and is a predicted model, not a curated record.
CCACAUUCAUAUAGGCUGUCACAACUCCCUACCCAUGAUCCAGCAGCAGUCAGAGCAGACACACGACAGCACAAACCGCCAUGAAUCGAUCUCAAAAUAUGCUUUCUGAUGAGGGAAAUGGAAUAAACCAAAGUAGGAAUAUGACUGACAGCGAGCAAAAUAAUCAAUAUGAACAAAAUAAUAUCUCAACAGCCACGCCAAACAUUCAAGCUCAAGAUCAGCCAACACAUGCUGAUGGCUACAGCAGGAUACCACCAAAUGAAUCAAGACGGAGCAAACUACAGAGGAUUGCUCAGAAAGAAGAGGAAGAUCUGAGGAGAUGGAAGGAGGAGAAUCGUCUUGGCCCCAUUCAGCUUGCUCCAGAAAGACUAGGUGGUGCAGCAUCAGUAGCUGAAGUUAGACAGAGACAACAGGAGGAAGCAAGACAGUCAAAACUAAGAAAAAAGCUCCGAAAAGAGGAAAUGGAACGAAUGAAGAGACAGGCAGAAGAAGAGGACUAUGAGAAGAUGAAGGCCAAACAGCGAGAGCAGGCCAAUAAACUGGAGAUGAGGAGAAAGCAAGAAGAACAGCAGAGAAAGGAGCUGUACCAACAUGAUCAGCAAAUGAGAACCGAGAAGUUUUUUCAAAGAAUUGAGAGGUCCAGCAGUACAGUUUCCAUGGCGGCAAGCAAAUCCACACCAGCAUCACCCUGGGCUAAAUAUCAUGAGUACAGAGAAUCCAGACGAGAGGAGGAGAACGCAGCUCUGCUGAAGAACAAAGAGGACCAGAGGAGAAAGACCGAAAUUUUGGAGGCGAAACAAAAACAACAGGAGGAGGACAGAAAGAGGAAGACUGAAGCUGACCAUCAGCGGGUGAAUUUGGCUUUCCUAGAUCGUUUGGAGGCGAGUAGCUCAAGUAGGGUGUCUAAACCCGUGGCCCAAACCCCAGAGAGCAAUAACAUCUGGCUGGAUUAUAAAGAACCUCACAGUCCAGACUUAUCACCAGUACCCAGCCCAUCGCAGCUCAAUACAGACAGUGCAGAGGAGGAGGAGGAUGAUUGUGACCAUAUGUGGGCCGUGAUGAAACUGCAGCACAACUUUCCAUACUAUGAGCGAGAUAUGCUGGAAGACAUCGUCAAACAAUGUAAUGGCAACUACCAGCAAGCAUACGAUCUACUUAAUGUGUAAACACACAUUAUUAUUGUGAUCUUCCUGUGUAAUGAAGGAUUAAAUGUUUACCCAAAAAUGACAAUUCCGUCAUCAUUUACUCACCAUCAUGUCGUUCGAAAUUGAAAUGACUUCCCUUUCUUCUGAAGAACACAAUAGGUUCAUUUUUAAGAAUAGCCAUGAUGCUCUUUUCCAUAUAAUGAAAAUGAAAGGGGAAUUAGGGCUCUACGACCGUGCACUACGCCUUAUCCAAUUUUUGUGCAAGCGCUAAUUCGAAGCUCACUUUUCUGUGGGUGAAUGUGCACAAACUGUGGGUGUAUUGCAUGUUAAUGAAGUGUGCAAAGCUGAUGUACUAAUUUCCAGACACAUAGGUCAUUGUGCUGUGACUUCUGAGAAGCACAUCUAAUCUCAGUGCAGUGUCUAAAAUCAGUUCCUGCAUUUGCAGUUUGGAGAUUUCACCAGCUGAUGAUGGAUUAAUAAUAAUAAUAAAAGUAAUAAUACGUUAAUUUUGUAUAGCGUCUUUCCAAGCUCAAAGACACUGUACAGAAAUUAAGCAUAAAACAUUAAACAGAGAAACAUAUAACAAAAAUACAUUACAAAACAACUAACAAUGAGAGAGAAGCAAAGCAUAUUUCAAUCAGGUGAGACACGGGUGAGCAGGACGAGGGCCAACAGUCCCAGAAAGGCCGAUAGAGAACAUACAACAAAUACAAUACAUUCACAGAGCAGUGGAUGCAUUGCAUACAGCCCAUUUUCACUACCAAAUUCUUAUGAAUGGGCUGUCUUCAUUUAUAUCAACUUUGCUUGACAUGAAAAGGAAUAUAUAAUAGUACGUAGACAGUGCAACAACCAGAGAAUAACCUCAGAAUUAAAUUCACUUGACCCAGCCCAUUAGCGCUUUGCACGUGCGGUUUCCACUUGCACCUAGAUUUGCAUGCUUGCACUAAAAUAUAAAAAAUUCAUGGCCAUGCCCACUGAAUUUGCACGAAUGGCGUAUCACAUAGCACUGCGCUUAAGGCAUACCACUCUUAAAAUAGAGAGCAAAAUGUUUUUGAGUAAAUAACCGAAUUUUCAUUUUUGGGUGAAGUAUUUUUGUAAUUAGUUAAUUAGGAAGUGUGCUUAGAAUGUGUUUUUUGAACUGAAACUAUUUAUCCUGUUUUGUUUGAUCAGUUAUUUUCAUUCUGACACUAAAUGAUUUGACACUUAGCCACAGAGAAAUUAAAUCAAAACAAUAAAUCAAGAGUUGAUUCUGCUGUGGGGAAAGUUUAUGGAUCCCAUAAGCACAGUUCACAGGGUAAAUUAUGUGCAUUCAGUGCUCGAGCACUCUGCUGAUGAUGAAUUUUGUGUCACGCAUCCUGUACGCAUACACUCAGCGUUUGCGUCUGACCACUGUAUACUUUGGGCUUUAGGGCUCAAUCGCCAUGCUUAAUCGUCUUAACCUCUUUUUUCUUUUUCUCUUUUUUUUUUUGAGAGCGCUAAUUCUAAGCGCAAUUUUCGUGCCAGCGCAAAACACAAGUAAAUAACAACAGAAUUUUCAUUUUUGGGUGAACUGUUCUUGUCAUUAAUUAAUAAUAAAUUAUGUAAUGUGCUUAGAAUGUGUUUUUUGAACUGAAACUAUUUACCUUGUUUUGCUUGAUCAGUUAUUUUUAUUCUGACACUAAAUGGAUUGACAUUUAGCCACAGAGAACAGAAAUCAAAACAAUAAAUCAAGAGUUCAGUCUGCUGUGGGGAAAGUUUAUGGAUCCCACGAGCACAGUUCACAGGGUAAAUGAUGUGUGUUAACAAAAUCCAAAGGCUAAUUUAUAAUGAGGUAAAUGGCUGGCAGAAUACUGCAUCCUCCAUUGGGAGAGACAGUGAAAAACCAAACCAGCAUACCAAUCAUUAGGUUUCAGAAUGCUGUAUAGGUUCCUGCUAAAGCUUUUUAUGAAUUUAAAAAUCUAUUUAUGUCAAAUUCAGCAGAUUACCUACUGUAAUGAAGUAAUGGAAAGAGCUGGUGACUUUGACUUUGUCUGUGAGUUCAGGUAGAUUUGAGUGUAGCCAAAAAAAUUGCUGAAAAUCAGCUAUUACAUCAUGGUACUGGAGUUUUCUUGAUCUUCAAAGGUCUUUAUCCUGCUCACUGAACAAAAUAAUGCAUUACAUUCUGCUGGCUCCCCUGUGUGAUUAGCAAUAACAUACCCACCUUGUGUUUUUGUUGAACUACGAUCAGUCGUGCUACUUCACAGGAAAAGUUUCUCAUGUAAAUAUGUUCACUGCAUUAAAUAUGCCGUUUCCUUUGACA